This is a messenger RNA of Scatophagus argus, 4181 nucleotides long. Its product is annotated as potassium voltage-gated channel subfamily C member 1-like. Gene Ontology annotation, cellular component: dendrite membrane; axon; neuronal cell body membrane. Gene Ontology annotation, molecular function: delayed rectifier potassium channel activity; protein binding. Gene Ontology annotation, biological process: potassium ion transmembrane transport; protein homooligomerization. The record is from RefSeq and is a predicted model, not a curated record. Lineage: Eukaryota; Metazoa; Chordata; Actinopteri; Scatophagidae. Bases 264 to 2057 code for a protein of 597 amino acids. The transcript has 5 exons.
CGCACUUGCAGACCCGCUCUCUCUCUUUCUCUCUCUCUCCCUUUCCAUCUGACACACAAACACACACACUGCAAGAGAGAGAGAAAGAGAGAGACUCCUCCUUCCCCCCCUCUACUCUCUCCUCCUCUCAGUUGCCCCUGUGACUCCUUGCCGGGACGGUAUAACAGUAGCCUACAGAGCAGGGGCAGGCGGUGGAUGGAGAGGGGCAGUAGCCGCAGCAGCAGCAGUCGGGCGCAUCGACCGAAGCAUGCUCCAGCGCAGUCAUGACUUGCUCGGCGUCAGAUAGCGAGAAGAUCGUGAUCAACUGCGGCGGGAUCCGACACGAGACCUACCGGAGCACCCUCAAGACGCUGCCAGGCACACGUUUGUCUUGGCUGACCGAGCCCGAUGCCUACAGUAACUUCGACUACGACCCCAAGUCCGACGAGUUCUUCUUCGACCGCCACCCGGCCACCUUCGCCUUCAUCCUCAAUUACUACCGCACCGGCAAGCUCCACUGCCCCAACGAUGUAUGCGGGCCGCUCUUUGAGGAGGAGCUCGCCUUCUGGGGCAUCGAUGAGACGGACGUGGAGGCGUGCUGCUGGAUGAACUACCGGCAGCACCGCGACGCCGAGGAAGCCCUAGACAGCUUCGAGACCCCUGAGCCGGACGCACCAGAGGAUGACCCGGCGCUCACGGGCGGCGCAGACGGCGACCUGAAGCGGCUGUGCAUGCAGGAGGACGGCCGCAGGGCCACGUGGUGGGAGGUGUGGCAGCCCACUAUAUGGGCGCUCUUCGAGGACCCCUACUCCUCCAAGUACGCACGGUAUGUGGCAUUUGGCUCACUCUUCUUCAUCCUCCUCUCCAUCUCCACCUUCUGCCUGGAGACCCACGAAGCCUUUAACACCAUCUACAACAAAACGGAAAAUGUCACCGUUGGCAACAAAACGCAUGAGGAGAUAGUGUAUGAGGUAGUCACAGAUGACUGGCUGACAUAUGUGGAGGGUGUCUGCGUCAUUUGGUUCACCAUUGAGGUGAUGCUGCGCGUCAUCUUCUGCCCUGACAAGGCAGAAUUCUUCCGCAGCGCCCUUAACAUCAUAGACUUUGUGGCCAUUGUGCCCUUUUACCUGGAGGUGGCACUGAGUGGCCUCUCCUCCAAAACAGCCAAAGAUGUGCUAAGCUUCCUGCGUGUGGUGCGCUUUGUCCGUAUCCUGCGUAUAUUCAAGCUGACCCGCCACUUUGUUGGUUUACGGGUCCUGGGCCACACUCUGCGAGCAAGCACCAAUGAGUUUCUGCUGCUUAUCAUCUUCCUGGCGCUGGGCGUCCUCAUCUUUGCUACCAUGAUCUACUACGCCGAACGCAUAGGCGCCGACCCAGAUGAUCCGACAGCUGCGGCCCAUACCAAUUUCAAGAACAUCCCCAUUGGCUUCUGGUGGGCCGUGGUGACCAUGACAACGUUAGGAUACGGGGACAUGUACCCUGAAACAUGGUCCGGAAUGCUGGUGGGUGCCCUCUGCGCCUUGGCUGGUGUGCUGACCAUUGCCAUGCCCGUGCCCGUCAUUGUCAACAACUUCGGAAUGUACUACUCCCUAGCCAUGGCCAAGCAGAAGCUCCCUAAGAAGAGGAACAAGCACAUCCCCCGAGCACCACAGCCAGGCAGCCCCAACUACUGCAAGCCAGAUGCUCUAGCUAUGGCAACUGCUUCGCCACACAGGCUGAUGGGCAAUGUACUCGGGCCGGGUAUGGUGGGAUCUGGCAGUAUGAUGGGUACUGGAGACUGCCCACUGGCACAGGAGGAGAUCAUUGAGAUCAACAGGGCAGACUCCAAACAGAAUGGCGAUGCAGCAGCCAAUGCAGCGGCCCUAGCCAAUGAGGACUGCCCCACCAUCGAUCAGGUCCUCGGGGAUGAACGUAGCCCAGCCACUGGGGGCCUUGGCUCCACCACCAGCCGUGAGCGCUACCCACAUGACCGGGCCUGCUUCCUGCUCAGUGCCGGGGAGUUCCAGCGCACAACGGACGGGAACGUUCGGAAAGUAGGAGGCACGGUCAACGGCUACUGGAGCGACAGCCCAUGGUAGAAGAAGAGCGGACGACAAACACCGUGUGGAAAGACGAGGGGGAACAUGACAAAAGAUACAGCAUACAAACAUAGAAAUAUGCAAUAUAGAUAAAUGAAACAGCUUCGGUUGUAUCUGUGUGUUUCUGUUCGGAUAUGUUGUAUCUGAGUCACACAUGACGAGUGUGCAGGUUGUUUGUGUGUGCAUGUGUGUGUGUGCCCAGACCUGCAUCUACCUCUGUACUAAGAUGCACAAAAUGUCAAGUUGGAAAACUUAUCCUUUCUUUUUGCUUCCACAAGAAAGAAAGGAAAUAUUCAUUUUAGUUUUGAUGUUUAUUAUUACCAAUCAGUAUGAUCACAUGAUGAUGCCAUCUUUCUGUCAGCAAGUGUACUUUGGUUUUUAAUAAUCUCUUUUUCUUUUAAAUGUUUUUGUUUGUUUCUGAUGUUGCAGAAAUGUAUUUGAUUUCAGAAGAACAGUGUUGCACUUAGUCAUCUUUGCAGGCAGUCAUUAUGUGUCUGUUGGUUAGGUGUCAUAUCCGUUGAAAUCCUGUCCUCACUCUCGCUCUCACCUUCCUUUUCUCCCAAAGUAACACAGAGCUUUCAGCUUGCAUUCCUUUUGAUUUGCAUUAAAUUCCAAAAAAGAGAAAAACUAUCACUAAUCACUCAGUGAACACAGACUCUGUUUAGUGAAUAGGACAAUAGUGACUUAAUUGUGCAGAGGAAGUUUAACAAGCACUGUCUCUUUCUCUAAAAAAGAAGUGACCCACAGAUUUGUUUUCAGAGGAAAAUGUUGAUUUUGUGCUCUGAAGCAUCUCCUUCCUGUUACGUUUUAACAUUCCAGCUGGGAGUGUUGGGAGGUGAAAGUACCAAAUGUCUUUUUGUGCGAGGAGCAGAUGAUUGUGUGUUUUAAGAAUUAGUUCAACAUUUUGGGAGAAAAACAAUAAUUCACAUUCUUGCCAAGUGUUAGAUGAGAAAAUUCAGUCAGUUUAAUGUCAGUACGCUAUGUUUAUAACCAGAAAAUAAUUACCCGGCUUAAAUUUGAGAUGGAGGCAUUGGGUAAUAGCUAGCCUAGCUCUUUUCAAAUGCAAAAAUACCACACCACACUUCUAAGGCUUUCUAAUUAGCAAGUUUUAUCUCAUUUGUUUAACAUGUAGAACAAAAAUGUAUAAAAGAGCAAUCACACAGUGAUGGCAAAACCCCCUAAACCCACAGAAAAAAAAGGGUGUUGGACUUUGUAGGCUAGUUGUUUCCUCCUGCAUCCAGUCUUUAUGCUAAGCUAAAGUAAAUAUGACUAGAAUCUCUUUCUACGGCACACGCAUGAGAUUAAAUUAAUUUCUUAUCUCACCUGGCAAGAAAGCAAAUAAGGAUUUUUCUCAAAAUAUCAAGCUAUUCUCUUAACCUUAUGUGACCGAGAUUUUGGGUCAUGCAGGGUUUUCUGGUUCCUGUUUAGCCACAGACGUUCAACUGAUUCCUGAUUCAUGUAUGACUGAAUGAUUUAGUUUUAGGCCACUGGGAAUUCAGGAUUAAAUUGUCAGAAAAAAUAUUUUUAUCCUAAAUGCACAGCAGGCACACACACACAUACCAACUUAGGCUACUCUUGGGAGAAUUACAUGGACUUAGUUUUUCUGGAGACAUAUCUUAACUAUAACUCUUAACAUGGCAGUCCCCAAUUAACUUAUCUUGAAUCUGAAACUCAUCCCCAAAAGUAGCCUUAGUCAUACCCACACAGACACACACACACAUACAUACAUAGAUGUGAAGACACACUCCACUAUCCACUGAACAUUUCUGUCAUUUCUCACCAUUUCGUUGUCUUCAUAUCCUCCUCUUCUUUCCCAACAUCCACUUGUUUUUUAGUGUGUCUGUCACUUUCCCUCAGGCCACUGCUUUUUUCAUGAUGAUGUACAUAUGUAAAGUUUAUGUUGUAAUCUGCAUGGGUUUUCAUCACAAGCAAUAAGGAUAAUGAUAUGAGUAAUAAUGCGAGGAGGUCUGAUAAGAUUUUAGCUUCAUGAAUGUGUACAUAUAAUGUUUAGACUACUAAGAGUGUGUAUGGAUGUGUGUUUAUACGCAUACAUAUGCACUAACAAAGCAUGCAGGACAAAAAAAUCUUCACCUCUUUGAAUGCAAGGGGGCGGAUGGGCUGACA